Messenger RNA from Didymodactylos carnosus, 996 nucleotides. The record is from the annotation of a GenBank genome assembly. Lineage: Eukaryota; Metazoa; Rotifera; Eurotatoria; Philodinida; Philodinidae.
AUGACACGUGUAAUGAUUGCUCAAUUAAUUCUUGGUGUAGUUGGCAAUUUAUUUAAUAUUUCUAUUUUUUUACAAAAAUCUUUACGAUCAAAUUCAUGCUCAAUGUAUUUAAUCACAUCCUCAAUCACGAAUGUAUUUGUCUUAAAUUUUGGAAUUAUUCCAAGCUUGUAUACGUUGGACCAUGUAAAUCCAUCUAACUAUUCACUGGUCUAUUGUAAGUUAAGAUUAUAUUUAAUUCACGGUCCAUUAAUGAUAUCAAGAUGGUGCAUCGUUCUUGCGUGCAUCGAUCGGUGGGCCUUGUGUUCAUCACAUACCAAAGUACGCGAAUUUUCUCGCUCAGUUGUCGCCGGUCGUUUAAUACCGAUAAUCGUAUCGCUAUGGUUAAUUAUUCCACUACACAUUCCAAUAUUUAACACAAUCGAUUCUAAACAACGAUGUAUUAUGCCAGGUGUAUAUUCUUUAAUCUAUAGUUUGUAUGCCCUGAUUGUUUCUGGUACUAUUCCACCAAUAUUAAUGGUACUCUUUUCCAUUUUAACCUUCAAUAAUUUAAGAGAAAUUCGUAAACGUGUUCAACCAGUCGGUGGUGGUACACAAAUAAAAAUAAAGCAACGUGAUAUUCAACUAAUGGUAAUGUUGUCGGCCGAGGUAUUUGUUUACAUUUUCUCAACAGUAUUAUAUCCGAUAAAUGUUUUUUAUACUGCACUUACAGUGAAUGACUCUAAAACACCACUUAGAACAACAAUCGAAUCCUUUAUUACCUUUUUAGCUGGCUCAUUUCUUAUUUACAUAAACAGUGCAGCAGCAUUUUACGUUUAUCUAUUAACAUCGAAGCAAUUUCGGCAAGAAUUAAAAAACAUACUGGUGAUUUAUUGUCUAAAAUAUUUGUUUAAAAAUAAAUUCCGAAAUUAUCGACAAAACCAACGUACAACGGGAGGCGGUUCCCUUAAAACAACAUAUCACGAGCAGUCGCUGUCGAUGUCUCAACGAUAUAUUUAA